This is a messenger RNA of Venustampulla echinocandica, 846 nucleotides long. RefSeq lists its product as uncharacterized. The record is from RefSeq and is a predicted model, not a curated record. Bases 1 to 846 code for a protein of 281 amino acids. The transcript has a single exon. NCBI's taxonomy places the organism in Eukaryota, Fungi, Ascomycota, Leotiomycetes, Helotiales, Pleuroascaceae. Gene Ontology annotation, molecular function: chitin binding.
AUGCGGUGGACUUUUAUUAGCUUGGCAGCAUGCCUGAGCUUCUCGGGCGCCUCUUGCUUCGUCGAUGACACCCUCAAACUCAGCAUGAUCGGGAUGAAAACCCCACGCCAUUUCGGCAACAAGCCCAACGAACUCGGCCGGCGCCAGAACACUGGCCGGUGCGGUGCGGAUUUCAGCAACCAGAAGUGCAGCUCGAAUCUAUGCUGCUCGCACUGGGGCUAUUGUGGUGACGGUGAUGAUUUCUGCGCCGAAAUUGCCAGCUGCCAGCCGCAGUUUGGCAGGUGUGGUGAUGCACCGGUAGUAACGACUACGUCAACUACGUCAACUACGUCUACUACGUCUAGUACCUCGACUACCUCCACCACCUCGUCUACAUCGACCUCGACAUCCACAUCAACCACGGUAACAUCACCAACGCCAAUUUCCACGCUGAUCCCCAGUAUCAACGGGAUGUGCGGCAACAGCACUACAUGCGCCGGGACAGGUUACGGGUCGUGCUGCUCUCAGUAUUGGUAUUGCGGAACUUCGCCUGAGCAUUGUGGCACCGGGUGUAACUUACUGUUCGGUACUUGCGAUGGGAAAGUAACGACUACAUCGACUACAUCGACAACUACUUCAACGACAUCUACUUCGACUUCGACUUCGACUUCGACGUCGCCAACGGCAACACCAACAUUGCCACCAGGAUUACCCGUAAGCACUGAUGGCACGUGCGGCAAGACUACCCAAUGCACUGGAUCGACCUACGGCGACUGUUGCUCUGAAUAUGGCUAUUGUGGUAGUGAGUCCCUCUAUUGCCGCACACUUCUUGGUUGUCAACCGAAGUACGGCACUUGCACGGCCUGA